This is a messenger RNA of Spinacia oleracea (spinach), 2220 nucleotides long. Its product is annotated as cyclic dof factor 2. The record is from RefSeq and is a predicted model, not a curated record. The coding region runs from base 289 to 1773 and encodes 494 amino acids. Lineage: Eukaryota; Viridiplantae; Streptophyta; Magnoliopsida; Caryophyllales; Amaranthaceae. Gene Ontology annotation, molecular function: DNA-binding transcription factor activity; DNA binding. Gene Ontology annotation, biological process: regulation of DNA-templated transcription. The transcript is spliced from 2 exons.
UCCAUUCCACACCUCAUUCUUGUCUUUUCUUCCUUCUCUCUCCUUGUCGGAUAAACACACCCUUCCGCCCGCACACACCAAAAAAGGGUUGGGUGUCAGAUCUCUUCGCUUCCGAUUUCUAUGCAUUUCUGAUUCUUUUCACUUUUCCCCCCUUUUUCUACUUCUUCUUCUCUCUCUCCUCUUUUAUCCCCCCACCUUUCUUUCCUGAAUCGCAGAAUUUCAGAGAAUAAUUAAAUAAAUAAAAAAUUAUAUUUAAUAGUUAUUAUAAUAGUUUGAAUAUCAUUAUUAAUGGCGGAAGCAAAAGACCCUGCGAUAAAGCUGUUUGGAAAGACCAUUCCGUUGCAGGAGAUUCCCUCGGAUUCCCCGAAAGAUGACUGCUGCUUCACCAAACCAGCUCAUGUUCACGAUGUUCAUGUUCAAGAUGUUGAUGUUCAUGAUGUGGUUGAUUAUGACGAUGAUGGUUCUUGUAUAAAAAGUAAUAAUAAUACAGAGAGUAUGCAGGAUGAUACUGUUCCAGAGGAGAGAAAAACUAAUAAGAUUGACCAAGAUGGGAAGACAUUUGAAACAAAACAAGUUGGAAUCUCACCUGAAGUUUCAGAUAAGAUUCAAGAUGCGUCAUUAGGAUUCACUGAUAAUCUUGAGGCAAUAUCAGGUGUUGAUGAAAAGGCUGUAGGGGAAUCGUCAAAGCCAGAAGAAGAAAAAAGUGACACGAGUGUUUCUGAAGAGAAGGCUCCAAAGAAACCUGAUAAGAUGAUCCCUUGCCCACGAUGUAAUAGUAUGGACACGAAGUUCUGUUACUACAACAAUUACAACGUUAACCAACCCCGUCACUUCUGCAAAAACUGUCAAAGAUAUUGGACAGCUGGCGGUACAAUGAGGAAUGUGCCUGUUGGUGCUGGGCGCCGCAAGAACAAGAACUCAGCCUCUCACUACCGUCAUGUCAGCAUUCCCGAAGCACUCCAUAAUCCCCGGUCUGAUAUUCCUAAUGGGAUCCACCAUCCUGUACUCACAACUAAUGGCACAGUCCUUACUUUCAGCUCAGAUACACCCCUCUGUGAGUCUAUGGCAUCAGUCUUAAACCUAGCUGAGAAGACAGUGAGGAAAUUCCCACCUAAUGGAUUUCAAAAGCCAGAGGAGUUGAAAAUUUCCACUUCAUUUGGAGGCCUGGAAAAUGGAGGUAACCACGUCGAUGGAUCAAAUACAAAUGAGCAUACAAGCAAAUCUGCUCUGAAAGAGGCAACAGCCUUCCCUCCUCAAAUUCCAUGCUAUCCCGGGGCACCUUGGCCUUUUCCGUGGAACUCGGCACAAUGGAGUCCACCAGUAGCAGCUCCAGCCUUCUGUCCAAAUGGCUUUGCCAUGCCUUUUUAUCCCGCACCUCCUUACUGGGGCUGCAAUAUACCUGGAACGUGGAAUAUUCCCUGGAUGGCCCAACCUUCUCCUCUAAGUCAUUUAAAUCCAAACUCUCCUUUGGGAAAGCAUUCAAGAGACAAUUCUGAGGAGAAAGAGUUGGAAGAGAACAAUUCAGAGAGAUCUCUCUGGAUCCCUAAAACUUUGAGGAUUGAUGAUCCAGGAGAAGCUGCAAAGAGCUCAAUUUGGACAACCCUUGGGAUUAAAAAUGGAGAGAAAUCAGAUUCUAUAGGGCGAGGUUCUGGACUUUUCAAGGCAUUCCAGUCAAAGCAUGAUGAGAGGAAUCCUCACAUGGAGACCUCUGCUGUACUGGAAGCAAAUCCAGCAGCCUUAUCUAGGUCACAGAAUUUCCAAGAAAAUUCAUGAUGAUCCAAUAUGCAUCAAGUCAUUUCUGUCUGUUUUGAUGGAAAACAACAUUCAACCAGUGGCCUAGACCUAAUGGUCGAAGAAGUUGUUGACACUUGACAGCCUUCACUUGGAGAAGAGGUGAGCCAUUUACUUCCUUUUCCCAGACUGGCUCACCUCACAGUCUCACACUGAACCAUUACGCUUGCUGAGAUUGAAGAUGAUCUAAUUGCUUCUGCCUGUAAUAGUAUAAGUUGGUGCUGUUUUGAUUUUGUGCGGAUUGUUUCUUGACAUUUCAUUCAUUGUACAUAUAGAUGAAUAACUGAGAGUGACGUAGUUUUAUCGGCAUGAUUCCAGAUGUACGUAAAUAACUAGCUGGAAUGCAUGUCCGAUCGGAAUCUAUAGUGUACUGAAAACGUCAGUUUAAUACAACUCGACACUACGAGGAAGGUUUUAGAUUGCUGAAGA